Messenger RNA from Toxorhynchites rutilus septentrionalis, 2014 nucleotides. RefSeq names its product dolichyldiphosphatase 1-like. Gene Ontology annotation, molecular function: sphingosine-1-phosphate phosphatase activity. The record is from RefSeq and is a predicted model, not a curated record. The transcript has 4 exons. The coding region runs from base 183 to 929 and encodes 248 amino acids. NCBI's taxonomy places the organism in Eukaryota, Metazoa, Arthropoda, Insecta, Diptera, Culicidae.
GUCACGGCAAAUCGAAUGAAAACACAGCAUUUGUACAUCCCAGCAAAACAACCAACCAUUCACAGUGCUGACACAAUCCCGUAGUCGAGAGGAUUAUUUUGCAGAAUAAUAGUGCACGAUAGCUAUAAUAUUCCAGCACCGGAGCAAAUGUCAAAACAAAAAUAAUUUAAUUUGAAACCAAAAUGACGCCGGACACGGAACCAGUUUUGCAAUCUCCUGGUUACUAUUCUGAAUUCAACGUUUCCGAUUGGCAGCCAAUCACUCUCACUUUGGUGGAAUACCCGAAAGGUGACCUGAUCGGAAAGCUACUGGCAUGGAUGUGCUUGGCACCGCUGGGAAUAGGGGCCGGCUUCGUGGCGCUCAUACUAUUUCGACGAGAUUUGCACACCAUUGUGUUUUUUAUCGGUACACUUUUGAACGAGUGUAUUAAUGCCCUGCUUAAACACUGCAUAAAAGAGCCCAGACCGGUGAGUCGCUCCCAAAUCUGGAACGAGUACGGGAUGCCCUCUAGUCAUUCACAGUUCAUGUGCUUUUUCGCACAGUACGUACUCCUGUUCAUAUUCAUAAGACUACACCACAUGAACAAUAACAACGCCAGGGCGGAACGUUUAGUGCGACUGUUCGUACUCGCAGUCUGCUGGGCCGCCACUUUCCUCGUUUGCUUCGGCCGGAUAUACCUGCAGUAUCACAGCCUGCAGCAGGUGCUAGUGGGCGCUCUAGUCGGGAUGAUCUUCGGAACGUUAUGGUUCAUUCUGAUACACUAUUUCCUGACGCCAUACUUUCCGAUGGUGGUCUCGUGGCGGGUAUCGGAGCUCCUGCUGUUGCGAGAUACGACACUCAUCCCAAACGUUCUGUGGUUCGAGUAUACCGUCACGCGACAGGAGGCUCGCGCUCGAGGCCGCAAAUUGGUCAGCAUGAAGUCUCAGUGACGUUUCUGGCUGCCCUGACCGAACUGUUACUUCCGGGGUUACGUCAAAUAGCAUCUAGGUUUGACCAGAUUGAUUAACUGAACACAUAAACACAUAAGUCAAAGACCGCGGCAGCGCCACAGUUGCAAAUAUUACCACUCACAAACAUAUAUAGGUUCAAGCAUAAAUCCGUCAGGAAUCACCGCAUUACACCAUUUGGUGCACGCGAGUCUUGUAGAUCGAAGCAAAAAGUAGACGCACAGUAAACUAGCUUAACAAAGAGAGGACUGUUAUAAAAUUAAUUCAUAGUGGAGUUUUUAAUUAUUUCCGUUGUAUCUCGGAAAACUCGAUGACACUAUUUUUAUUGCGAAUUAUACGAUUAUCACUGAGUUGAUCGCUUUGCAAAUUAUCGCAAUACAUUCCUCAUAUAUAUGACUGAGUUUUGUUUUUCCUCCUAUCUAUAAGAUAUACUUCAAGUGCAGGUACCAUGAACUGUUAAAUAAGCAGCAUAGGAAUGCGGAAUGUAAUCGUCAUUGAAGCGAAACAUUAAAAUAACAUCGAAAAUACACCGGAUUUAUGCACGUUUUUGAGGCACUUAGAGUUCGAAUCGAAGUUUCAGCAUUUGAGUUAGACGCGACGAUUUUCUUUUCCAAACGAUUACAAUUAGUUGUUCACUCUAAAACAUAUUUCGCCAGUGAUGAAGCGGACAUGACACAUAUGAUGGAAAAAAGCAUCUUCGCGAAAAACGCCUCCUCAUCAACGUAAACGUAUUACGCAGUUUGUUCACACCGAAAUAAAAAAAACACAUACUCCGAUGGAACUAAAUCUGGUCAACUUUUGUAGAACUGCUGUUCAGUUAUACUCAGCAGACAGAUUACUGCGGGAAUUUCAUUCACCAACGAAUGAAAUGAAUCGAUAGAAGAAACCUUAAGAGAAUGUCACUACCGUAGACCAGUUUUCUCAGUGUGAGAAAACUUAAUCGUAAUGAUUGUAUUAGUUAAUAAUUGUAGUUGUAAUUUUUAAGAUGUACUAAAUAAACAAUAAGACACACCAUUGAUUGAGAAAAUAAACCGAUGUGAUUUGUUGACAGAUAUCUGAUAUAUCAA